AUGAUCGCGCGAUCACAUUACCCUAAAAAGAAAUCGUUGAGAAAAGGUUUUAGGAGUCUCCUACCUGGACCUCUGCAGAAACGUGUGAAGCAGAAGGAGAAGGGAAAGUCACGUCCCCAAGCAUCCGUAUCAUCGGCAUCGGCAUCGGCAGCAAAGCCUUCGGCAUCCUCCCAAGUACAAGGACUCAAAGCCUUGGCUUCAGAAACAUAUCUGUUACCAGAAGCACCGAACCCUCUUUUAGAGAGCAACAUCGAAAGCCCCGUGGUUCAGAAGCAGAUCUUCAUCGCAACAAACAACAGCAACAUCGACGAGUCCAACAUCACUUCCGUCGACCCUCAGGGUCAAGCUCAGACACGAACCCUUUAUCCUUUGGAAUACAACACUCUCGUUACCUCAGCGCUUUAUUCUGGGUCAUAUUCGUUACCAAUAUCAGGACAGGACAUCCAGUAUACUGCUCCCAGUUUUACCUCCUCUAUCACCCAAGCAUCAGACUUGGACUUUGAUAUCAAUGACAGCUUUCCCCUACAAGAGUCAAGCCAGACACAAUUUGGUGCUCCCUCUAUCCAGAGCCCUCUAGUAUCAGACUACAGCCAAGACUUUGGUGUCCCCUCCGGCCCUUCUUGGCCUUCAAACAUGGGACAAGACGUUCAGCAAGGAUUACCGCCAUCUGCUCCCCAUGUCCCCCCCUCCUCUUCUUCUGCUGGACAGGAGUUGAGCCUGGUCAAAUUCACUUUUGAUGGCGGUUAUUCGACCUACCAAGUGGUCGAAUUCGACUGCAGGUGGGACUUCAACUUCAUAGCCCAGAGUUCUGUUGAAAUUCUACAACGCUCAUAUCCUAUGCAAGUUAUGAGUGUCCCACCAGGAAUCGGCAGAAAGACGCAAUGUCCCAAUGGUGGAUUAAUCAAUAUCGAACGGAUCUUGUACGCCGGGAUCGAGUUCGAGUCUCAUCGCCUCCCAUUUCCUCCUGUUCGAGUAUACUUUGUCGUAUACGAUGACUUCGGGGGCGAGGAUGGAGUUCAUAUGACCUUGGGCCGGGAUUGGGUCAAUAAAAUCGAACAGGCCUGUCUACAGAUUGGCUACCAAGGUCAACUAUAG
Fusarium fujikuroi IMI 58289 is the source of this 1095-nucleotide messenger RNA. RefSeq lists its product as uncharacterized. NCBI's taxonomy places the organism in Eukaryota, Fungi, Ascomycota, Sordariomycetes, Hypocreales, Nectriaceae. The transcript has 2 exons. The record is from RefSeq and is a predicted model, not a curated record. Bases 1 to 1095 code for a protein of 364 amino acids.